Molecule: messenger RNA, 174 nt
Organism: Trametes versicolor FP-101664 SS1
Lineage: Eukaryota; Fungi; Basidiomycota; Agaricomycetes; Polyporales; Polyporaceae
Exons: 1
Coding region: 1-174 (57 amino acids)
Source: RefSeq, a predicted model, not a curated record
AUGGGGAACCGGCAAGGCGCCGCGCAAGGCAUCAUCUACGCCAGCCCGCCGACGAACACGCGCGCAUUCCAUGUCGCGGACAUGUACGUACGUGGGACGCACAGGUCCGCAGGUGACGCGUUCCGAUCCGUGCAGUGCGUCUUCUCUGGGCUGAACGAUCUUUGCACCAACUAG